Messenger RNA from Drosophila arizonae, 1407 nucleotides. RefSeq lists its product as uncharacterized. Lineage: Eukaryota; Metazoa; Arthropoda; Insecta; Diptera; Drosophilidae. The record is from RefSeq and is a predicted model, not a curated record.
AAUUUGAAAUAACAGCUUUCAGUUGAAUACUGUCAGCUGAUGGACUUGUCAAACAUUGUUAAGGGUGGAAACGAAAACUCAUACCAAAAUCUUUAGCCGACACAAAAGUUUUGCUGACGGCAUGGAAGAACGAGCGGUUUUGGCAAAUAUAGCCACGAUUAUUGCUAAGGAUUUGCUCAUCGAUGAGCAGCCAAAGCAGGCAGGUUUCUUUUCCAGCACUCUUCCGUUGCUCGAUGCCAGUGAGGAUGACGAAGCGGAAAUCUUUGCGUUGAUGCAACAAAAACGUGCCGCCGGGCAGGUGAAGGGAAAGCUCAAGCGGACACACCUCUCAGAGACAGCAGCCGCAACCACGCAACCAGCAAGCAAAGUCCCCAAAUGUGAGUGGAAAUAUGCAGAGCUUAAUUUGCUGCACCGCUAUGUGGAUGCCCAGUUCGAAUCCUUCCUACAUAUGCGAAAGCUAACGUUUCUGAAAAUCCAGCAGGCUCUGGAGGAGAUUCUACAGCGAAAUGCCCUGCCAGGCAUGCCGGCGCCACAGACAACCCUCUCACUGGCCCUAUGGAAACUGACCACGGAUGAGCACUUUGAGGAGAUUGCGCGCAAAUUUCAGUUUCCUUGGUCGCUGUGCCAGCAGGUGGUGCGCAGCUUCUGGCAUAUCAUCUCCGAUAACUAUGAGAGCUUCAUCAAGUGGCCGAAUUCUCUGGAGGCACAGCAGAGCACGCUGCAGGGCUUUCAAAACUUGCCACAGUUGAGUUGCUUUCAGGAGCUAUUUGGCAUCAUAUCCUUAAAGCGCCUGGAAAUUUUCUUGGAAUCGGAGCAUGCCGACGUAGCUGUAGUUUUGCAAUUGAUUUGCAAUGGGGAACAGAAGAUCAUCGAUUGCUAUGUGGAGCUGGAGCAGGAGUACACGUUUGAGGAUUCGCCAAUCGGACAAACAUUGGCUUUAAAUCCACGCACAAUGCCAGCGAACAGUUAUCUAAUUGGCAGCACAUGCUUUCCCCUCAAAUCCUAUCUGAUUCGUCCCAUUGAGGCUGAAUGUUUCCGUAAGGAUUCCGUCUUCAACGCGCUAUUGGAGCCCGCCUAUCAAUUGUCUAACAAUGUGAUGGACUCCCUAGCUCGUCGCUUUCACACUUUGUAUGCAUUGGAGGCGCGAGAUUUGAACGAGGUGCGGCUAAUUGUGGAAAGCAUUUGUGCCAUGCAUAACUUGUGCGUGGACUUUGGAGAUGAUUAUUUGGAUACAGAGGGAAGUGGGGAGAGCAAAUUUAAUUGGGGUGGAGAUCUGCCAGGACGUGGAGGUGGCGAGAAGGAUACAAAGGGAUUACGACGGCGUAUGGAACUGCUUGAUACAUUGGUUAACACUGAGGAGGGUGAUUAAACAAUGAAUGAAUACCAAAUAAAGAAUCAUUCAUUCAA